AUGAUCGCUGCAAUGAGGCCAACACAUGCGCACUCCACUGCGCCUUCCGUCCACUCAAGACCAAGUUCACGCAACUCAUCCCACAACCCGUCAUCCGCCGUCGCUUCGCCUUCUGCGCAAUCCAAGAACGUCAAGCUUGCCGCCAAAGCUGCAUCCAACGUCUCAAACGGCGUCUCUGGCAAGAAGGCGUCAGCUGCUAAAAAGGCCGCCAAAUCGCAACAGAACGCCGACGCAACCAAACCUAGUACCUCCUCACCCGUGCCUGGCCUCAUCACGUUGACUAAGCCCAUGUCUGACGAAAUGCAAGCUUCCAAGCAGCAGCCCGCAAAAGCCAAGAAGGCGAAGGAAGCCAAAUUUGCGGCCGAUGAGGCCAACUCUACUCCUGUCAAGUCUUCACGUUCCAAGAAGUCAAAGACGUCUCCCAAAGCGGACGCCUCCGAGAUGCUCCUCUCCAAAUCCGCCCCUUCCGCCCCGCUCGCUCACGCUCACGCGCAACAUCCUUCACAGAACAAGCACAACAACGACGCCGGCGACCAAGUUCCAGCCCUCACCUGGCAGCAAGAGAUGUUUAGGAACACCUCCAAAUCGAACGCCGAUCUGUCGCACCAAGGCAACAGCUCCAAGCGCACCAACAAAAAGUCGACCAAGCACGAUGGCAACUUGGCCCAUCCACAACAGGUGCAGGACGGUCGGGACUCGCCUGCGCUGACCUGGCAGCAAGAGCUGCUCGGAGCCAAAAAGCGCGCAGGUCCCCAUUUCGACGUCUUUGCCGAUUCGCGUGACGUCGAGACCUUUGGAGCUGGCGAUGGUGCUUCUCAAGGCAAUGGUCAGGCCAAUGGCAAAGCAAAUAAGAGGCGCCCCAGAGCCGGCAGCUUUGGCUCUGGUGGCCAGAAGAAUGGCAAGAGCGUCACCAAAGGUCGCGCUAAUGACGUUCCCCUUCACAUUGACGAUCUCUUUGAGUCUGCAAAGGCAGAUGGCAUGGCCAAGUCCAAGUCUGCACAAUCUCAGCGCAUCCCUGGCGGGAACGGCAACGCUGCCCAUCUACACACUCAUUAUCCUUCGCACGGUGCGCCCAUUCACAUUGCGCCGUCCACCCCGGUCAAGAAGGCCAACAACGCCAAUAACGCCAAUCAACAGCAGCAUCACCCUGCCGUCGCAGCCGCCAUCGCUUACGCGGGCCCCAACUUCCACAAUUCGCCCUCCCCCGCCAGCUUGCCCGCUCCCAAGUUCCACAAUCGACUCAGCAAGAACAGCUCUGAGCUUGAUCGAGGCAGCAUGCGUCCCUCGUCGCUUGCGACGGGCAGCAGCGGAGAAUCGACCGGCAGCGAUGACGAGAUUGAGGAGCUGACUCGCGGUGUGCGUGGCACCACUGCUCCAGCCGAAAUGACGAGCACACCUUCGAAAGCGCCUGCUCCUGCUGCCAUCCCCUCGCACAACAUCGCUGCAGCCGAAUCGCCUGCCGCCAAAUCCAGCGUGCAGCCCGGCGCAACCGUCGAGAGCCUUCUUGCUCGCAUGCUCGGAGGCGCCAGACUCAACUAA
Molecule: messenger RNA, 1539 nt
Organism: Pseudozyma hubeiensis SY62
Lineage: Eukaryota; Fungi; Basidiomycota; Ustilaginomycetes; Ustilaginales; Ustilaginaceae
Exons: 1
Coding region: 1-1539 (512 amino acids)
Source: RefSeq, a predicted model, not a curated record